Molecule: messenger RNA, 984 nt
Organism: Linum tenue
Lineage: Eukaryota; Viridiplantae; Streptophyta; Magnoliopsida; Malpighiales; Linaceae
Source: the annotation of a GenBank genome assembly
AUGUUCAGGGGAUCAUUCGGAUCCUCCUGCCGGACCCGGAAUCAAUCCGACGUCGUGGAGAAAUCCCCCUUCCUCCCUCACCAGCAAACUGCCAACAACGAUGAAACCGGCUCUGUUUCGUCGCUAAAGGCUCAACCUUUCCCGACCAUAUGCAGAGCAGCAACCUGUCCUGAAAACGCCAGUCAAGUGAUCAAUCACUGUACCAUCCCUUCCAGAAGAAAGGAAUCCCACCGCCGACGAUACCCUCCUCUCGUUCCGAACUCCGGCAAAGGGAACGGGUUCCCUCCGGCGUCCCCUGCUUCUCCCCUGACCCGGUCUUACUACCAGAAAAAACAGAGUACCCAAAAACAGAGGGUGGAAAGCAAGAAGAAGAAGAAAAAGGCCACAGCCCAGAAGCGGGAAACGAGUUCCCUUUUUAGUUCUUCCUCCCUCGACAGCGCCUAUUUCGCCGGAAGUUACUAUUGGUUCAGCAGCGACUGCGAAGAAGGAGGAAAAGGCGUAAAAAAUGGGUACGAGAACGACGAAGAAUCCGAUACUCUGUUUUUCUCCUCCAGAAGCCUCUCAUCCGAUUCGUCGGCUCUCUCGGCCAGCCGACGCCACCACCGGCGGAAACCUCGCCGCCGUGAAAAUCAUGAUUCCGGGAGGAGGAAACAAAGAGGAGGGGAAAUCGACAACUCGUCGCCGAAGAAGGGCGUCGUCGCUAAAAAGACUGCCGACAAAGCUAAAGGUGGUGACAAAAGGGGGAUGCUGCCGUUGGAAGGGAAAGUGAAGGGGAGCUUUGCAGUGGUGAAAAGCUCGAGCGAUCCGUACAACGAUUUCAGGACUUCAAUGGUGGAGAUGAUCAUCGAGAAGCAGAUAUUCGGUGCCAAAGAUUUGGAGCAGCUGCUGCAGUGUUUCUUGUCUCUCAACGCCGACCAUCACCACAGGAUCAUCGUCGAGGUUUUCACCGAGAUUUGGGAGGCACUCUUCUCCACCUGGUCGUGA